Messenger RNA from Orycteropus afer afer, 1008 nucleotides. It is a transcript of the gene SPDEF, whose product is annotated as SAM pointed domain containing ETS transcription factor. Gene Ontology annotation, biological process: cell differentiation; regulation of transcription by RNA polymerase II. Gene Ontology annotation, cellular component: nucleus. NCBI's taxonomy places the organism in Eukaryota, Metazoa, Chordata, Mammalia, Tubulidentata, Orycteropodidae. The record is from RefSeq and is a predicted model, not a curated record. The coding region runs from base 1 to 1008 and encodes 335 amino acids. Gene Ontology annotation, molecular function: sequence-specific DNA binding; DNA-binding transcription factor activity, RNA polymerase II-specific. The transcript is spliced from 5 exons.
AUGGGCAGCGCCAGCCCCGGCCUGAGCAGCAUGCCCCCUGGCCGCCUCCUUCUGCCCACCGACGCAGUGUUGCGGACAGGUCUAGAAAAGAUGGCCAUGGCAGGGGUGGGGCCCGAGAGACGGGACUGGAGCCCCAGUCCUCCUGCCACGCCUGAGCAGGGUCUGUCCGCCUUCUACCUCUCCUACUUUGACAUGCUGUACCCUGAGGAAGGCAGCUGGGUGGCCAAGGGCCCCGAGGCCAGUACUCAGGAAGAUCUGCCCAAGGAGCCUGAGCAAUGUCCAGUCAUCGACAGCCAGGCCCCAGGGGGCAGCCUGGACUUGGUGCCAGGUGGGCUGACCCUGGAGGAGCACUCACUGGAGCAGGUGCAGUCUAUGGUGGUAGGCGAGGUGCUCAAGGACAUCGAGACAGCCUGCAAGCUGCUCAACAUCACUGCAGACCCCAUGGACUGGAGCCCUGGCAACGUGCAAAAGUGGCUCUUGUGGACAGAACACCAGUACCGGCUGCCCCCUGUGGGCAAGGCCUUCCAGGAGCUGGGGGGCAAGGAGCUGUGCGCCAUGUCUGAGGAGCAGUUCCGCCAGCGCUCGCCCCUGGGCGGAGAUGUGCUGCACGCCCACUUGGACAUCUGGAAGUCAGCGGCCUGGAUGAAAGAGAGGACCUCACCUGGGGCGAUUCACUACUGUGCCUCGACCAGUGAGGAGAGCUGGACCGACAGCGAGGUGGACUCGUCCUGCCCUGGACAACCCAUCCACCUGUGGCAGUUCCUCAAAGAGCUGUUGCUCAAGCCUCACAGCUACGGCCGCUUCAUCCGGUGGCUCAACAAGGAAAAGGGCAUCUUCAAAAUCGAGGACUCGGCCCAGGUGGCACGGCUGUGGGGCAUCCGCAAGAACCGUCCCGCCAUGAACUACGACAAACUGAGCCGCUCCAUCCGCCAGUAUUACAAGAAGGGCAUCAUCCGGAAGCCGGACAUCUCCCAGCGCCUGGUCUACCAGUUUGUGCAUCCCAUCUGA